UUUAACCAUAACUUAGUGUUCCGCGUUUAUCACUAAUACCGUGAAUAUUAUUUUUACGGGGUUUAUUCCCAACACUUAGAUCAUGAAUUUGCCUCCGGUGAUGAUAGGCAGGGAAAGGUGGAGAGUUGAGCCACGACGAAACUACCAUAAUUGCUGGAGCAUUGGACCUAGCUCAGAAAAUGGUUAAAGAUGCAAUGACCCCCAUGUCCAGAGUAUUUUCUCUUGAUCUUCAUUCUAAACUGACUGAUGAGAUGAUGAAUCUGAUUAUAAGUAAAGGCCACAGUCGCGUACCUGUAUACUCUGGCAGUCCAACGAACAUUGUAGGACUAAUCUUAGUGAAGAAUUUGAUAAAAUAUCGUCCCGAAGAUGAGGUGCCAAUCAAAGAUCUCAGUAUAAGGAGUAUGCCAGAGGUCCCAGAGUCUUUACCAUUAUAUGAUCUUCUGAACCAGUUCCAGAAAGGGAACAGCCAUAUGGCUGUAGUCUUGAAGAGUAGUAGGAAUACUAAAGAAGCUGCAGAAAAUGCCACUGCUAAACAUGAUAUAAUCAAGAUAAACAUCCUUCCCCGUCCAAUUCAAGAACCUGCAGUUGAUGAAAAAGGAGAAGAAGCAAUUGGUAUCAUUACAAUGGAAGAUGUUCUUGAACAACUUCUGCAGGAACCUAUAUAUGAUGAGACUGAUGAUUAUGUUGAUGUUCACAAGAAAAUUAGAAUCAAUAUUCCUCCCUCGAUGAUAUUUUCGCCUAGAAGAUCUCCAGGAGCAGUGGCGUCAGGGGUUUCUAAACUGAAGUGGCAAAGUCCAAUAGCAUCUCCAGUUUCAAGUAUUCAUCAGAUACCAAUAUCUUACCAACAAAGUCCAAUGUUGCGCUCACCAGUUUCCCCAUAUAUGCAGUCACCAACUGUAGUAUCUGUCUCCCCUGGACACUUAGUAAACACGAAUUCUCCAAGCAGAUUUGCGCGCACCUCUCCAUCAUCUAAUAAGGUCUCUACCAAGUCUUAUGAGAAGUUGGAAAAGCACGGUAGUUAGUACUUGCUGAAGUUUGAGGACAGUACGGUCUAAGUUUCUGAGAUGAAUUUAUCUUUUAGCUGGCCAUCAGAAAUACUGAUGAACUCAACAUUUGAAAUACCAGUGAAAUUUUUUUAUUUCAGAAGUAUUUCAUGUCAUAUGAAAUAAUGGAAUUUUACUAAUAAAUAAUCUUCAAGUUUUUUUUCCAUGGAA
Messenger RNA from Nicotiana tabacum (common tobacco), 1214 nucleotides. The record is from RefSeq and is a predicted model, not a curated record. NCBI's taxonomy places the organism in Eukaryota, Viridiplantae, Streptophyta, Magnoliopsida, Solanales, Solanaceae.